AUCGAAAAACACUAUUUGCGCGUACAAAAACUUCGUGAGUCAGAAUUUGUACAUUGUAUAAAUUUAUAAUUUAUAAAUUUGGUGUACGAUAUUUUGUAUGAAACGAUGGCAUAUCAUCAGGAUGGAAUGCCAGAUCAGCAAUUCCUUUGGGAUGUUUUUCAAAGAGUGGACAAAGAUAGGAGCGGUCACAUCUCAGCAGAUGAGCUUCAAGUGGCCCUUUCUAAUGGUACAUGGUCUGCAUUUAACCCUGAAACGGUUCGUUUAAUGAUUGGAAUGUUUGAUCGCGAAAACAGAGGAACAGUAUCUUUUCAAGAUUUUGGAGCCCUGUGGAAAUAUGUGACAGAUUGGCAAAAUUGCUUUCGUUCUUUUGACCGGGACAAUUCGGGCAAUAUUGACAAAAAUGAACUUAAGACAGCACUAACUUCAUUUGGGUACCGUUUAUCUGACCACCUCGUAGACGUUUUACUCCGAAAAUUUGAUCGUUUUGGACGAGGCACUAUUCUUUUUGAUGAUUUCAUACAGUGUUGUAUUGUUCUUUACACAUUAACAACUGCAUUCCGGCAACAUGAUACUGACAUGGAUGGCGUCAUAACAAUACAUUACGAGCAAUUUUUAAGCAUGGUUUUUUCUUUGAAAAUAUAAUGGUGUAUUUAAAAAAAUUAAACUUCUAUAUAUACCUUCAUUUUAAAGAACAUAAAAUGACGUGUGUAAAUUAAAUAGUGGAUGCUGUUUAUUAGAAAUAAACAACAAAUAAUACAAAUACAAAACAAUAUAAAGUAAUUGAAUUUAUUGUAUAUUUAAAAUUUUACUUUUUACUUUGUAAUAAAACUUGUUCCAAUUGUGCAAGGGAUACAAGAAGGGAUACAAAACAGGGGUCAAUUGAAAGAAGAUCAAAAUACUUUUCUUCCAAACAUAAUUUGUAUUUAAAAUAUAAAUGAGGUUAAUUGUUAAAAC
Drosophila obscura is the source of this 954-nucleotide messenger RNA. Its product is annotated as programmed cell death protein 6. NCBI's taxonomy places the organism in Eukaryota, Metazoa, Arthropoda, Insecta, Diptera, Drosophilidae. The record is from RefSeq and is a predicted model, not a curated record. Gene Ontology annotation, molecular function: calcium ion binding. Bases 106 to 642 code for a protein of 178 amino acids. The transcript is spliced from 3 exons.